Styela clava is the source of this 2504-nucleotide messenger RNA. Lineage: Eukaryota; Metazoa; Chordata; Ascidiacea; Stolidobranchia; Styelidae. The record is from RefSeq and is a predicted model, not a curated record.
AAGUAAAAGAAAAAGAAAAGUUUUCAAUGUUUUCGCAUACCACCAGAGAACUUCUAGCUAUUUAAAGUCCACAUACCUACAUCUGUUUCAGAAAACUUGAAGAUUUACAUUGGAAGCUUCAAUCAUAAUCAUUAGUGAUUCAAAUUUAAUAUCUCCCAACUGCUAUUUAGGAUAUUUUGAUGCUUGUAUAUUAUGAAAAUUAUGCUACAAAAUUGUCAGUUUUCUCAUUUUGCUAAUGGUGAUUGCAUGUUUUUAUUUUGGUAUAUAUUUGCUGGAAAUUAAUUGAAAUAUUGUAAGUUAUUAAUAUAUUUGAUGAGAAAUUCUUAAUAUCUAAAACUAUUGUCAAAAUGAUUUUUUCAAUAAUUCUUGUUGCUAUCACUUUUUUUGGUGUUAUAAAUACAAGUUAUUUAUCAAACUUUCUAACAUUGUUUUUUUUUGUAGUACUGAAAUGUAAUAUGGAAAAUUCAAGUCAGAAACAUUGGCACACUUUGAGUUGGUCUUAAUAUUUUGUUUUAGUAAUUUUCUGAUACUUUCAGAAACUACUACUGAGUCACCACCUACUGAACUGCCAACUACUGAACCCUUAAUUACUGAAGGCUCACCAACCAAUUGUACUGAAGAAGAAAUAUCCGAUAAAUGCAUUGCUGGGAUUGUUAUUAUGGUAAUUUCAGCUUCUGCUUCAGUUGUAUUUCUUGGAUUUAUAGUCUUCGUACUUGUGCAGGACGGUUCUGAUUUUAUUAAAGAUAAUCUUGCAAAAUGCAUUGCGGGAUUAUGUGGAGUGAUUUUGGCAAUUAUCUGUGCAGCAAUCUUACUCAGCAAGUGCAAGUCUUGCGAGCAUUGGACUGGUGGUGACAUAGCUUGUGUUGUUCUAGGAUCGAUUGGCACAAUUGAUAUUGUGAUAUGUUGCAUGAUUUUGAUGCCUAAAUGGUUCAAGAAAGAUUACUCACGGGGAACGUCAAGCUGAAGUAUCUUCAUUUACUUUAUAUUUGAAACUAACAAUAGUUAAUAAUGAUUAUUGUUAAACCACAAUAUACUCAAUAUCAGAAUAGUAGAAUGCAUGUAGCUGAAGCUUGAGUUGUGAACUUAUUUAAUUUUCAAAUGUACCGGUAAUAGUUUGUGAUUUUUUAAAACAAAAAUUAAAUCUUGAACUACAAUGUUUGUUGUGAAAUUAUUAUUAUUUUAUUGCAUUAUACUCAUACGGAGGUCCUGUUACAUGCUUUUUGAAAAAACUUUGGUAAUGUUGAAUUAGCCAAUUCCCACCUUCGUCCUACUAUUUGGACUUAUAAACUGGUAUAUUUGAUCUGCUCCAGACUCUAGUAUACCUUUAUUCGUAUUGACUGAUACAGACAUUCAUUCAAGUCAUACAAAUCUUCAUGUAAUUUUUAGUAUCAAUGGUAUCUCAUAACUCAGUAUCAUUGAUGUCUCCUCUUUUUUUGAAAAAAGCUCAUUGCUUUGAACAAUCUCAAAUAAAAAAGAAACAUAUAAUGUUGGAUAUGAUAAAUUUUGCAUGUAUGAGAAUAAGAUUCAAAUAUUUUCAUUGGUGAUAUUUAUUAUCAUUUUUUUUUUACAUUGCUCUGGGUAUUUUACAGGAUGUGAUUUCUUUGUAUCAUUUUAAUGUAAUGGAUUAUUAUUUGGUUUUCAAUAUUUUCUUUAGAUUUGUUGAUAUUUUCUGGUAUUAAGAAUAUUAUUAAUGGUAAUAGUUUUGAUACUCUUCCUAUAAUGGGUAAUUGAUCACAAAACUUUCACUAAAAACUGAACUCAUUUUGCUUCAAGCAAUGGAAAUAGCUUAUUUUCUUCAGACUUUUUCUCAGGAUUUGUUCAUAUUAUUUCAAAUUUUCACAUAGAAAUACUCUGGUCUGUCGUCACCAAUUCAAUUCUGGUGUGUUUUGUCUUUCUUUUGUUUUUGGCCUCGCCAAACUUACAAGAAAUAGGACAGUUUGCUGUCAUAGAAUUUUUCUAUGUAAAUCAUAAUGGUUAGAUUAUUACAUAAAUACCGACCUAUUUUGUAGAGAAUUAUUUCUUAGUUUGGUUGUAUUUUUCAAUGUUUUUUCUUCAGUGCAUUUUAAGCCUUUUUGUCACAGAAAUGUGUAUAUGUAUAUCAUAUUUCCAAUGUAACUGUAGUAUGAAUUGUAAUGAAACCGAUGUUUUUAUUAUAGGCUUUGUGUUGUCAACGAUUUUUAUCAGUAAUAUAUAUAACUUUAAAUAUUCACUUGGUAUGAUCAUAUUGUAUAUCAAAUCCUUUCGUCAGAUUAUGGAAUUUAAGAGGUUUAAAAAUUGCGUAGUGCUUUACAUUCAUCAUGAUUCUAUGUAGUUCCAUAAUUAUUAUGCAUCUAGCUUGUUUAGAAGCUCCUUUUUCGUGAAUGUAAUUCAUGCCAUGACUCUUUCAUCAGAUGAGCACUUUGUUUAUUCUGCAAUUAUUUUGACUUGCCUAGGACGCAAUAACUAAUUUUGUAAUUUCAAAAAAAAUUUCUUCACUGAUAAGAAUAAACUCAUAUUAUACUAAA